Molecule: messenger RNA, 2743 nt
Organism: Aureococcus anophagefferens
Lineage: Eukaryota; Pelagophyceae; Pelagomonadales; Pelagomonadaceae
Exons: 3
Coding region: 83-2743 (886 amino acids)
Biological process (GO): glycolytic process
Molecular function (GO): intramolecular phosphotransferase activity
Source: RefSeq, a predicted model, not a curated record
AGCGCGUCCGCGUUCCUGACGCGCGGUCCGGCCCGUCGCGCGGCACCGCUUCCACGCGACCUUCAGAAACCGCACCAACCCCAUGGCGCUCGCCGCGCGGCGCCUCGCGCGCCGGCGGAGCUUCGCGCAGCACCGCGACAUCUCGACGCUCAUCCUCCUGCGCCACGGCACGAGCGAGUGGAACGGCGCGGAGGCGCGCUUCUCCGGCUGGUGCGACAUCCCGCUGACGGUGCGCGGCCGCGUCGAGGCCGUCGCCGCGGGCCAGCUGCUGCGCGCGCGGGGCUUCCCCGCGCGGCGCAUCGACGUCGCGUUCGCGUCGGAGCUCCAAAGGGCGCACGAGACCUGCGAGCUCGCGCUCGCGUCCAUGGCGGGCCACUGCCAGCACACCUGGUCCACGGACCGGAUCCAGCGCGACCGGCGCCUGAACGAGCGCCACUACGGCGCGCUGCAGGGCCACUUCAAGGACGACCCGGACUUGGUCGCGGGCUUCGGCAUCCCGAAGCUCCGGGAGUGGAAGCGGUCCAUGCACGGCACGCCGCCGGCGUUGGACGAGCGCCACGCCCACUACCAGCCGCCGCCGGCGCCCCUGACGGAGUCGCUCGCGGACUGCCAGCGUCGCGUCCUCGACUGCUUCGAGGACCUCGUGAAACCGGCGCUCUUCGAGAGCGCGAACCGGGCCGUGCUGCUCGUGGCGCACAGCAACACGCUGCGCGCGCUGAUGGCGGCCAUCGACGAGGUGCCCGACGACGACGUGCCGGCGCUCCACGUGCCCAACUCCGUGCCCAUCCUCUACCGCUUCGACGUCGACCGACGCGCGCCCGUCUCCGUGAAGCUCUGCAAGGGUAGCGGCACCCAGUCGCACGCGCGCUGGAUGCUGACGCCGGAGAACCACGCCCAGGUCCACGACGCCCUCGAGUCGGGCGGCCUCCUCACGCGCGCGUUCUUCGAAUCCGUCGACGUGAAGCGGAACGGCGCGGUCAGCGUGCGCGAGCUCGACCUGUCGCUCACGGCCUACCUCAAGGAGGCGGAGCUGGGCAACAACCGCAUCGACUGCGCCGUCACGGCCGUCGCGAAGAAGAUCGUCCGCGAGGCGCGCGCGCGCGACUCGACGAUCACGCUCCGCGACUUCGAGCGGGAGGUCGCCGCGGCGGCCGCGGCGCUCCCGAAGCGCGACGACCAGAACCAGCAGGCCGGCGCGAUCCGCAAGGGCCAUAUCAAGGAGUUCCUCGUGCCGUCGUCGGCGAAGCUCGCGGCGGCGGACGAGAGCGGCCCCCUCGACGUCGUCGCCGCGGAAAUGCUGCUCGGCGCCGACUGCCUCGACAGCGCCUGCGCCUACGUGUCCCCGGACGUGUCCCGACUGCCCGCGGCGUUCCGCGCCGCUUUGGAGCGCGACGGCGAUUUCCACGUGCACGCGCACGAGCACCCGGCGGUCGUGCAGCGCGUCGCGGUCCGCGGCGGCGUGCCGCCCGGCGCCAUCGCGCUGAGCGAGGUGCAGCGGCUGAACAACCGCGUCUGCGUCCACGACGACCCGACGUGGACGCUCUAUCGAGGGAAGCACGAGACGCUCGACGCGCGCGAGGCGGCCAUGGGCGCGACGGCCGUCGCCAGGGCCGUGCCGGACCUCGACGCGGCGGCGAUCAUCUUCGAGGUGCGCCUGCGCUUCGACCGGCCCGGCGGCGCGGCCGCGGACCACGGCGUUUUGCGGCGCGCGCUCACGGCGCACUGCUUCGGGUGCCUCGUGACGGCGCCCGAGCUCUUCGUGCUGCCCGGCGUCGAGGCCGACGACGGGUCCUCGGUGGAGCUCGUCGCGCGCGUCGUCGAGGUGCGCUGCGAGCGCGACGACGACGACGACGGCGACGACGACGGCGACGGCGGCGGCGACGAGGACGACUACCGCGGCCGCUUCGCGACGGCGACGGCCGUCUACGCCGUCGCCGACGGCAACGCGCCCGCGAGUACGCGCGUCGAGAUCCUGCGGCCCGCGGCCGUCCCGCCGGCGAGGAACCCGACGGACUACGUCGACGUCGUCUGCGCCGAGGACGACGAGGUCUUCCCCGUGCGCCGCGCGCUCCUGCGGCCGUGCCUCGCGCUCACCAGGGCGGCGCAGGCCGGCCGCGGCAAGUACGACGCCGUGCAGGACUCCGUCUCCGUGCCGCUGGACUGCUGCACCUUCGACCGCGUUUUGCUCUAUCUCCAGCACGAGCGGCGCCGCGAGCCCUUCGCGUUCGACCCGACGCUCGCGCCCGAGCUGCUCCGGGCCGCGGAGGCGCUCAAGAUCCGGGGCCUCGAGGACGCGGCGAACAAGGUCCUGGGCUCCUUCGACGAGCGCGUGCGGAAGGCGCCCAUCCGCCUCGCGGAGGUCGACGCGCGGAACGCCAAGGGCGGCGAGACGGACCCGCGCGGCGAGACGUGGCUCGUGCUCGACGGCAUGGUGCUCGACAUCACGCGCUGGCUCGGCGAGCACCCGGGGGGCAACACGAUCAUCCCCCAGCAGGCGCUCGGCUGCGACUGCGCCGUCAUGUUCGAGAUCUACCACGUGUCCCGUCAGUCCUUCGCGUACCUCCGCGAGUUCUACGUCGGCGAGCUCCACCGCGACGACGCGCCGGACGUGCCGCCGCCGGCGACGCUCCCGCCGGGCGCGGCGACCGCGGCGUCGCCCGCGUUCCUCGCGGAGCUCCGGCGGCACACCGCGUGGCGCCUCAAGGACGCGGACCUCGUCUACCCGACCUGGAAGUCGUUCUAA